UUUGAUAUUUUUACAGGUCUUAUGAAUCGAGACUAUGAAAUUGUAACAAGCAGAGCAGUGAGUGAAAUAAAUCAUUAUGAUGGUACCGGAGCAGCAAUGAGCAUUGCUGCUAACAGGGUCUCAUUCACAUUUAAUCUGACUGGACCAUCGCUGACGAUUGACACUGCAUGUUCGUCUUUUCUUUUUGCACUGCACUACGCCUUGCGAGCAAUUAAAUCAGGAGAUUGUGAGGCAGCAAUCUGUGGUGGAGUGAACUGCAUAAUAGAUCCCCGCACCUUUGUAUCUCUCAGUAAAGCGAAAAUGAUCUCUCCGGAGGGAAUAAGCAAACCCUUCUCCAAAAAGGCUGAUGGCUAUGGAAGGGGAGAAGGCUGUGGUGUUGUUUUCCUCAAACCACUGAAAAAGGCAAAGGAAGACUACAGCAAGAUCUGGGGUGUUAUAAACGUCAGUGCAGUAAAUCAGAACGGUAGGUCCAUGACUCCAAUCACAAGACCGUCUCCAAUAGAGCAAGAGAAGUUACUGCGCAGCAUUUAUGGAAGUCACGUUGAUCCAUCAGUUGUGCAGUACGUUGAAGCCCACGGUACAGGAACUGCUGCUGGAGAUCCUACUGAAGCUGAAAGCCUGGGUAGUGUCAUUUGUAGAAACAGGUCUUCACAAGUCUCCAUCCUGAAGAUUGGUUCAGUGAAAGGAAAUAUUGGCCACACUGAAUCAGCUGCUGGAGCAGCAGGGUUAAUCAAAGUGCUUCUGAUGAUGCAUCAUGGAAAGAUUGUCCCAUCCUUGCAUUACUCGAAGGAGAUGAGCAGCAUCGAUACAGAGAAAUUAAACCUUGCAGUUCCCACAAGUGUAGAGCCCUGGGAAGAAUCCAGUGAGUAUGGAAGAGUAGCUGGCAUCAACUGCUUUGGAUUUGGAGGAACCAAUGCUCACGUUGUAGUCAGGCAGAUCAAGCAGCUAGAGCCUCUUCCUGCCUUUAAGAGGCCCCUUGAAUUAGUUCUGCUCUCAGCAGCAUCAAGUAAGUCCCUUCAGAUGACAAUGGCCGAUACAGCUGAGCAGCUGAGCACAAGAAACUCUGUCACUCUCCCAAGCCUGGCCUAUACAUCUGCCUGCAGAAGAAGCCAUGCCAACUAUAGGUACCGGAAAGCGUUUGUCACAAAUUCUCUCCAACACUUGCAGCAAGAGGUGAUGUCGGCAGCGAGCACUGAACUUGCCAUGUCAAAGGUGGAACCGCAGCUGGUGUUUGUGUUCUGUGGCAAUGGCGUAACGCUGAAGGAGUUCAGUGAGGUACUGCUCAGCUCAGAGCCAGUGUUCAGAGACAAGUGUAAGGAAAUAGAAGCGCUUUUUCAGAAACACGCUCCCAUCAGCCUCCUGCCGGCAAGAGGUCACAGCCCAAAGGAUUUGUUGAAUCCAGAGCUUUCGCAGCCCUUGCUUUUUACCCUGCAGGUUGCCUUAGCUUGCCUUCUGAAAUCCUGGGGCAUCAAACCAGUCACUGCUGUUGGCCACUCGGUAGGGGAAGUUGCUGCUGCGCAUUUUGCUGGGUACCUUUCCCUGGCAGAUGCAGUCAAAGUGAUUUAUCACCGGAGCCGGCUGCAGGCAAAGACUGCCAGUGGCAGAAUGCUGGUGGUUGGGAACAUCCCUGUUCAAGAGAUUGCUGAAUGUCUGCAUCGCUACUCGGGAAAGGUGUGCAUUGCAGCUUUCAACAGCCCGGUCUCCUGCACCUUGUCUGGGAAUUCAGACUCUGUGGAUGCUGUCCAGAGAGAUUUAGCUCAAGCUUUCAGCCAGAGAAACAUCUUUCUUCAUGUUUUAAAUGUCCCAGCUGCGUACCACAGCCCCAGCAUGGAUGUGAUACUUGGGGAGUUGGAAGAGAACAUACAGCCUUUAGAAAAACAGAAGGGGGAAAUUGAAGUGAUUUCAUCGCUGACUGGGGUGGCUGCUUCUGGAAACGACUUUGCUCAGGGCAAAUUCUGGGCCCGGCAUACUCGUGAGCCUGUUGCUUUCACUCAAGCCAUCAAAACUGCAGCUAGAGACAGGGAAAACUUGGUGUUUGUGGAAAUAAGUCCUCACCGAGCAUUGCAGAGAAGCAUAAAGGAAACUCUAGGAAAAGGCACAAAGGUGUUCUCUUCUUUGCAAACUGAUGCGGAGUAUCAGACACUCUUCAGCCUGGUAGGAAAUCUGUUUGAGCUGGGAUAUAAUCCCAACUGGCAGCACUUUUAUAACGGAUAUCAAAGCGUCCCAGUGGCCAUUCCGCGGUAUCAAUUUGAUCGCAAAAAACUCAUGGCCUGUCUGGAUAUCCAUCAACAAGCAAACCAAAGAGGUGUCAGUUCCAGUCAUCCUUUGAUUUAUGGCAUAAACAGUGACAACACGGAGUUUGGCUGCCUGCUGUCUCAGGACAUGACAUCGUACUUAUAUGAGCACAAGAACAACGGUGUGGCUUUAGUCCCUGGUGCUUUUUAUGUGGAGCUUGGCCUGGCCUCUGUCAUGAGCAGCUCAAGACCUCGAGUGCCUCUGAGUACUUGCCAGAUGAGUAUCAGUUUUUCUGCGCCGUGUGUUCUCUCACAGGGUUCCCAAGUCUUGAGUAUCAAGCUGAGUCCGCAAAAAGCAGUGACAGCCUUUGAGAUAGUCUCUUCCUCCAACGCAGUUUAUGCUGCAGGCCACGUUACAAAGGGGCCUGAAGCUGUGGUGGAAGAAAGCACUAUCUCCUUCCAAGACAUCUAUCAAAGAUGCAGGUCAGUGGUUAGCAGAGAGGAGGUUUAUGAAGCAUUGUCUCAGGUUGGCUUUCAGUAUGGUUCCAUAUUCAGGCAGCUCGGUGAUGUGCAUUAUUGCCAGGAACUAAAGGAAGCUAUAACAAGCAUCAAGGUGAACAAGGAGACUGUCAGAGAGAUGUACAGCUACUGUAUCCAUCCAGUGCUGCUCGACUGUUUUCUGCAGAUGACUGCUGUCAUGACCUCAAGGACGUUCCAGUCUAGAGCAGGCUUUCCUUCAGGCAUAGGCAGCCUGGUGGUGCUCCGACCGCUGGAGGAAGAAAUGAUGAUAUAUAUGAGAACAAGCAAAUCCAUUGGGAACUGCCUAGAGGUCUGUGGAUGCUUUAUGGACAAACAUGGCUCCGUUUUGGCUGAACUCAAGCGCGUUGCCAUCACUUUCAUGAAGCAAGCAUCUUCCAGAGACAAUGAGUUCAUGUUUGAAAACAAGUGGAAAGAAGUCUCUCUUUCACGGACAAUUGGAUAUGUGGGAGCUAUGCCCAGAGUCCUAGUGUUUGCUGACAAAUUUGGGAUAGCUGAGCAGCUCAAAAAAUAUUUGCAUCCUGGUUCGAGAUAUGUUAUGUAUGAAGACUGGGAAGCCCUCUUGGAAUAUCACACACACAAUAAAAUGAGAGCAGAGGUUGAGGAUUAUGAUGAAAUUCUGUUCCUGUGGGGAAUUCAAAAGGUAAACGAAGAGUUCCCAAGCAAAGUGGUAGACCAAUUAGCAAAGUGUUGUGAAGCAUAUCGCCAAGUUAUUGUGGCAUUAAGAGAGAAAACGUCCCGCUGUUCAGUCAGAGUGAUCACCUACAGAACAACAGAAAGAGAUGUAGACCACGUAAACUGUGGGUUUGCCUUGUAUGGCAUGACCAGAACUUGUGUCAUUGAAGUUCCAGAAAUCACGUUUCAGAUAAUUGACCUCAGCUCUUCCAGUUCCCUGGACAUCUCAGUGCUAGCAGAUGUUCUUGUCAAAUACAAAGGUGUGGACUAUCCAGAAGUUCGCAUCAGCCGAGGGAGAAUUUAUGUGGCCGAAAUCAGACGCACACCUUUUGUAGAUGCAGACUACAGCCAACCUGUAAGAUGUCUCCAGAAGGCAGAAACAUUCACUUUGUACACCUCUGAUCCGUACACAGCAAAAGACUUGUCUGCUGAAUUACCCACCAGCACUGCUACUCAGCUUGACAAACAGAGCGUUGAAAUUCAAGUGGACAAAAUUUGUCUCCACUCAGAAGACUAUUUUCCCAUCAGUGUUUCUAGUUGUAACUUUGGUAACACACUGUAUUGGAAUUCUCAAGCAGUAGACAAACACAGACUUUUAGCUCUUGAUUUCAGUGGCACAGUAACUGCAACAGGCAACGAUGUGAAGAAAGUUAAAGUGGGAGAUCGUGUAGUUUUGUGUUAUCCAGCUGCUGCAUCCUCCAGAGUUCGGAUUCCAGGAACAGUUUGUUUCAAUGUAAAGAAAUUCCCAUGCUUUCAGAAUGUCCCUUGUAUGUCAUACUUUAUCAUUGCAUGGGAAAUCUUCCAUCAGAGGUUACCCAAGGGGAAACAUGGCAGAACAUUGGGUAUUAUUUCUACAGAACCAUCAUCAGUUUUGUGCCAUGUUCUUUCUGCGGCAGCAGAAGCCAUGGGUUGGAGAACAGUACUUGCGAGGCCCACUCCUGAUAAGUUCCAGUAUAUAAACUUAUGCAAUGCCCUUGUUGUUCUUCCUCCAGUAAACAGGCUGUCUCCGGAGGAUCUGGCCCACAUGUACUUUCUUAAAGAUGUGGUGAUAGUGUGUGGCAAUCGACAGUCUGAAUGUACGCAGAAUGUCAGUGGAAUUGAUCAUGAAAAUAUCAGCUUUCAUACCCUUACACUUACC
Charadrius vociferus (killdeer) is the source of this 4584-nucleotide messenger RNA. Its product is annotated as probable polyketide synthase 1. Gene Ontology annotation, molecular function: acyltransferase activity. The record is from RefSeq and is a predicted model, not a curated record. The annotation marks the transcript as partial. NCBI's taxonomy places the organism in Eukaryota, Metazoa, Chordata, Aves, Charadriiformes, Charadriidae. The transcript has 3 exons.